AUGGACUCUCUGCACGAUUACUACCAACCCUACUCCUGGCACCAAUCCCACGAUCAGGCAACUGUUAUCUUGUUGGUCCCAUAUGAGACCCUUGAGGACGAUGUCUCGGUCGUUAUAGAGAGGAAUUAUCUAAUAGCUGGUGUACGUGGGCAGAACCCCAUCGUGAAGGGGCAACUAUACGGCAAUGUAGACACGACGAACUCCAUGUGGCAACUUGAGCCACGAGCUCUACGUCUGUCUGGCCCCGCCCGCGAACGUACAAUCUCAACGACGUCAACAGCCUCUACUCAAUCAUCAUAUGCACUCGUCUCCGACCCUGAUAUUUCUAGCAGUUUUGCUGCCUCUUUGGAACAUGGUCUUCUUUCUGAUAUUGAUGACCCAGCAGCGUCUUCCCCUGCGCUCUCGUCGCCCAUCUCCUCAUACAUAGAUGAGCACAAUGGAUUCCCCUUAUUCCCUUUGCCACACCACGGCCGAUCUAUUGCAUCGUAUCCCGCAUCACCACCCACCCAUGCGCCCCCUUUCAGCUUGACUUCUUCCUAUUCGUCAGUGGAGUCUCUUCAUGUCGCAUCAGGAAGACUACUCACCUUACACCUCGAGAAAGCGGACUCCGUCAUUUGGCCGUCCCUAGUUGUUGGACCAGUACCUGAGGGCCUUUCACCAUCUCUGCUCAGCUGCUAUCCGUGGGCAUCAGCUUCCUCGCAGACGGUGGAGUCAAGAUUCAACAUGGACCCUACCAGUCUGGUGCUGAUUGCACUAGAACUAUAUGAUAUACGUCAAUUGUAUGAGGAUGCUUUUGAGUAUUUUGUGCGAGCAUGGCAUCAAGCCCGGGUCCCUUCUGCAACGAUUCGCCUUGCUACGCACUACCUCCCAGCACAAUCCGCCUCCUCUUUCUCGACCGCUGGCACUGACAACUUGGAGGUGCCCAACUUUGAAGCAUCCCCUCCCACUCCUACACCUACUAUCUCGGAGACCUCUUUUGCUUCACCAGCUCCGGGCACACCAGAAUACUACCUAGACCGUAUUGGCGGCCCCUCCGGCCUUGCACAGCUGUUUUUGUCGGCGGGCGUGCUCCACCUCGAGGGUUCUGCUACACCACUUCUUUCCUCUGCUUAUGCUGGCCUUUCUUCUCUACGUUCCUCGUUGACCAUUAGUGGAAGCACGGGCCGCGGAUACGAUACUGGCGGCAGUCCCGCGGGAGCAGAGGGAUGGCGUCGGGACAGGGAGUGCGCGCGAAGAUAUUUUGAACGCGCACGCGCGCUCUUACCAUCCCUUGACGUUCCUCUCCUGCCUCCUGACACUGACUCGGAUCCAGGCUCGGGGGCGGAGAGUGGAGAUCGCAGGAGUCCAGCAUCUGGGUCAGCCUCACACUCGGACACCAGAGCUAGGGAAGAGCAGAAACUGGAGAUGCCCUCGAUUACCAUUGGCGAGGAUCCGCUGUCGUCUUCCCGUCAACCGCGUCGGCGGCGAAGAAAGGGCUCAAGAGAUCUCUCAAGCUCGUUUAUGGACAAUCAUCGUGCCACGGAGGACGAUGACCGGACAUGGUAUUUGUACAUCCCAGGAUUGGUCGGAGCCGGCACGGCAUUGUUGGUAGUUGGGUUUCUGUCCUUCUCGUCGUGGCGGAAAAGUCAAGGAAGUUCAUAA
Messenger RNA from Fibroporia radiculosa, 1641 nucleotides. RefSeq lists its product as uncharacterized. Gene Ontology annotation, cellular component: cytoplasm. Gene Ontology annotation, biological process: protein folding. Lineage: Eukaryota; Fungi; Basidiomycota; Agaricomycetes; Polyporales; Fibroporiaceae. The record is from RefSeq and is a predicted model, not a curated record. The coding region runs from base 1 to 1641 and encodes 546 amino acids. The transcript has 6 exons.